Molecule: messenger RNA, 1655 nt
Organism: Nerophis ophidion (straightnose pipefish)
Lineage: Eukaryota; Metazoa; Chordata; Actinopteri; Syngnathiformes; Syngnathidae
Product: growth arrest-specific protein 1
Exons: 1
Coding region: 405-1160 (251 amino acids)
Biological process (GO): regulation of cell cycle
Source: RefSeq, a predicted model, not a curated record
GGGUGUUGUGAGGGAAUGCUCGGCUGAGCGCGAAGCGGAACAGGCAGACGAGCGAAAGGAGGGACAAAGAACGACGCGCACAUUUGCGGGCUCCUAACGGGACACUUUGGUAACUUUUUUUGUUUUGUUUAGUUAUUUUGUUUGUUUAAAAGAGAAGAAUAUGCGCGGCGUGUGUACGUGCGGCUGGUCCGUGAACGCAUCGUGGAGGUGAGCGGCACGGUCGAGGCGAGGGGAGCGUUCAGGAGCGUGUUGUGACGGUGGGAAAUUUGUGUUGAAGCGCCCACGUUGUCCUCUUGAGGCAACUUGUCGAAGACUUUGUGUUUUUUGGUCAACUUUUUAAGCGUGUGAGAGCUGAUUAUGUGCUGCUGCUGCUGCUGCUGGAAGGCUAAGCGUUCCCCCCAAGCAUGAGAUGCCGCUGCCGGGCCCUGGCACUUCUCCCCUGGGUGCUGGUGGCCUUGGACGCUCAGCUCAUCUGCUGGCAGGCGCUCCUGCGCUGCCACGACGAGCCCGAGUGCAACCUCGCCUACAGCCAGUACUUCGCGGCCUGUGAGGGCAACAUCCGGGGCACCAGGCGCCAGUGCCCCAGCCACUGCAUCAACGCCCUCAUCCGCCUCAACCACACCCGCAGCGGGCCCGACCUGGAGAGCUGCGAGUGCGCCCAGGACCCGGAGUGCUUGGGCGCCAAGCGGGCCAUCGAGCCCUGCCUCCCGCGCAGGCACCCCACGGACGCCGGCGGCAUCGGCUGCAUGGAGGCCCGCCAGCGCUGCGAGGAGGACAGCCACUGCCACACCUCCCUGGCCGCCUACCUGGCCUACUGCGGGCAGCUCUUCAACGGGCGCAAGUGCUCGUCCAAGUGCAAGGCCACCAUCCAGCAGAUGCUCUACAUCCCCAACGGGGCGCUGCUCAACCGCUGCGUGUGCGACGGCGUGGAGAGGCCCUUCUGCGAGGUGGUCAAGGAGAACAUGAGCAAGCUCUGCGCCAUGGGGGACCAUCACGGGGUCAUCUCGGACCAGCCGGAGGUGGACGACGUGUACGAGGAUGAGGAUUACGACCCCAGGCAGGACAGGGAGGAGGACCCCAGCGACCAUUCCGAGGCCGCUCAAAGGUUGUCCGGCUUUGGGACGCUCCUGGUCGUCUCUUUGGGAUUUAUGUGGCUCUGAGACGGAUGGACUAAGCUUGUUUUCUCCCAUGGACACCGAAAAUGCUCCUAAAGGACUUUCAACAAAAGUCGAACUGAAGACCACCCAAAUUUUUCCUCAUUGGGAACGUUCAACCUGACAUCUGACAGACCAGCAUUGACACCUGGAAUAAGUGGACUUUUGGAUUCCAGGACUGAUGUUUUGAACUAGAACACAGGAGCUAAACAAGAACCUCAUCCAUCCAUUCAUCUCCUUCUGCUUACCUGAGGUCAGGUCGUGGGGGCAGCAGCGAACUGAAGACCAACGGACCUUUUUCCUAAUUGGAACGUUCAACCUGACAUCUGACAGACCAGCAUUGACACCUGGAAUAAGUGGACUCUUGGAUUCUGGGACUGAUGUUUCGAACUAGAACAAAGGAGCUAAACAAGAACCUCAUCCAUCCAUUCAUCUCCUUCUGCUGAUCUGAGGUCGGGUCGCGGGGGCAGCAGCCUAAGCAGGGAAGCCCAGACUUCCCUC